AUGGAACUCAAAGCGCUCGCCUCUCUGGCCCGCGGCCAGCCAGGAAUCCUCCACCACAUUGCCUCCAGCCUCGUCUCCUUCGAAUUCACUCGCGGUUCGCCCCGCAAACCUAACACACUAGUCUUCGUCGGCGGGCUAGGCGAUGGCCUCGGCUCAGUCGAGUACAUGGGCGACAUCGUUCGCGCCCUCGAGACAACAGAAUGGACCGUAUUCAACCUGAUCCUGUCCUCCUCAUACGGAGGCUGGGGCAUGGGCCGACUCGGUAAAGACAUCGACGAGAUCGCACAAACAGUCAACUACAUCCGCGAAUAUAAGACCCCCGUAUACGGCGCCGGCAAGGUCGUCGUCAUGGGCCACUCAACCGGCAGCCAGGAUGUCAUGCACUACCUCAACUGCCCGAACCCGCGACCCGCACACCCAAUCUUCGACAAAGAUGCCCCCGGCAUAGUCCGCCCACAGAUUGACGGUGCCAUCAUGCAAGCACCUGUCUCAGAUCGCGAGGGUAUCCUGUGGGUAAUCAAGUGCGGCACAGCACGGGAUAGCCCCGAGACCAUGCGCGAGCUUUAUAACAAGGCUGUCGAGGACGCCCGGCGCCAAACAUACGAAGACAAUGACUCAGUCGAUACACUUGUCCCGCUCUCAGUAACAGGGCGCAUGGGGUACCCGACCACGGCACCAGUUAGCAGCCGACGAUUCCUGAGUCUGGUCAGUCCCGACAGUCCCGAAAAGCCGGAGGAAGACGAUCUAUUCAGCUCGGACCUGAGCGAUGCUCAGCUCAAGCAGACAUUCGGACAAGUUGGUACUCGGGGGCUACUGGCACAGAAGUUGUUGGUGCUGUACUCUGGUCGGGACCAGUCUGUUCCCCCCUGGGUGAACAAGGAAGAACUGCUUAAGAGGUGGCAAGCGGCUAUCAACUCUGGUGGCCGGGAGUACUGGGACCAUCGCAGUAUGGUUAUUCCGAAUGCAUCGCAUGCUCUGAGUGAUUCGGAUCAGGCGGAGCCGCGGCGGACCCUGGUUGAGAGAGUGACGUCUUACUUGGAUGAUAUUCAGAAAUCUUGA
Molecule: messenger RNA, 1059 nt
Organism: Penicillium argentinense
Lineage: Eukaryota; Fungi; Ascomycota; Eurotiomycetes; Eurotiales; Aspergillaceae
Exons: 2
Coding region: 1-1059 (352 amino acids)
Source: RefSeq, a predicted model, not a curated record